Euleptes europaea (tarantolino) is the source of this 477-nucleotide messenger RNA. RefSeq names its product LSM5 homolog, U6 small nuclear RNA and mRNA degradation associated (gene LSM5). Gene Ontology annotation, molecular function: RNA binding. Gene Ontology annotation, cellular component: U6 snRNP; Lsm1-7-Pat1 complex; U4/U6 x U5 tri-snRNP complex. Gene Ontology annotation, biological process: mRNA splicing, via spliceosome. Lineage: Eukaryota; Metazoa; Chordata; Lepidosauria; Squamata; Sphaerodactylidae. The record is from RefSeq and is a predicted model, not a curated record. The transcript is spliced from 5 exons. Bases 23 to 298 code for a protein of 91 amino acids.
ACUGCUCAGGCCUUUCUGCAAAAUGGCCGCCAACCCAACCACAAACCCCUCUCAGCUCCUGCCGCUUGAGCUUGUGGACAAGUGUAUUGGAUCACGCAUUCAUAUCGUGAUGAAAAGUGACAAAGAAAUUGUCGGCACCCUCCUUGGUUUCGAUGAUUUUGUCAAUAUGGUACUAGAAGAUGUUACAGAGUUUGAGAUCACACCUGAAGGAAGAAGAAUCACAAAGUUAGAUCAGAUUUUGCUAAAUGGCAACAACAUAACAAUGUUGGUUCCUGGAGGAGAAGGACCAGAAGUGUAAAUACAUUCAUUUUCCUCUUGGUGAACUUAAAUAUUCUGCAGGAAUAUUUUCAGGAAACAAUGGUGUUUUUGUUUUUACAUUUAAGGUUGAUAUUUGAAUAUAAGUAAGACUUUCCAUUUCAGGGAAAAUGCAUCUUUAAUGAUGACUUUGUAAGUUGAAAUCAUGACUUUGUUGUAAAG